This is a messenger RNA of Falco peregrinus (peregrine falcon), 15737 nucleotides long. RefSeq names its product cubilin (gene CUBN). The transcript has 71 exons. The record is from RefSeq and is a predicted model, not a curated record. NCBI's taxonomy places the organism in Eukaryota, Metazoa, Chordata, Aves, Falconiformes, Falconidae. Gene Ontology annotation, molecular function: calcium ion binding. The coding region runs from base 4611 to 15521 and encodes 3636 amino acids.
CUUCUGAAAAUUUCUUCACAAAACUUGGUAGUAGUACUGGAAGCGUAUGUUGGGAUGAAACCACUGCGUAUGGCCAUCUAGAGCACCACAGCUGUACACAGUCUCAUAGAGCUGGACCAAAUGUCUUUUUUUUUUAAUUAUAAAGUCAGAGUUUAAUAUCUGAAACAAUAGAGAAGUUCAUGGCAAAACAGAAAGCCUUCUAAAGAAGCACAUGUUCCGUUGGUUAUUUUUCCUUACAGAAAUUAUUAUAUAGGUAUCUAGAGAAAAAACAGUCGGAGGGGGGACAAAGCAAGAUGAUACUUGGUAAGCAUCCAUUAUGGAGCUGGUGUGUCAUGAAACUGAAGGAUUUUGUAGAUUGAUCAUAGUUCCUGUGCACCAAAGCCACCAAUUCUGAAAGAGACUGGGGGUUUGGGGUCCUUUUUUUGGUUUUGGUUUUUUUUUUCCCCUAUAAGAUGACAUAGGAGCAGUCAUGUCGUAUUGCAUCUAGGCUUGGUAAUACAAGAGAAACUAAAGACCGUAGGGAACGGAGCUGCUGUAGAGAGAUACUGCAGCUAUUCUCAUCUGCCAUAGUCGUCCUGAAAAAGAAAAAGAACUUGGUAUUGUUAUUUUGUGCCAUACUUUAUCUUACACUGACUCCUUGUGUAUUUCUUCUUCAGUCUUGAUUUGCAUGCUGCUUCUGGACUGUUAAACCAGGAAAAGCUUGGGUUGACCUACUUCAGCCUGUCUUGCUUUCCAAGAACAUUUGGAUUGUUUGGGCUGUUCCAGCCAUAAAAGAGAAACAGAAAUGGAUUCUCCUAAAAGAGGUCUGAACUAGGUUCUAGAGAAGGAUGAGCUGAUUACAAGGUUUGGGGAAUUUAUAUAGCUGUUGAAGAAAAGAAGUAUGUGGCCUGAGAUGACUAGGCAGCCACUUGUGAAGGCAAGACAACUGGGUGGUUUUCUUUUACUUUCUUCCACCUGGUCCUUCUGACAAUUGGAGGAAGCGUGGACAAGGGAUGUCUUGGUGAAGCAUGGAGAGAGGGAGAAGACAGGACAAGUUCAUGGAAGAAAAAUCCUUUGAGACUACUGAGUAAUAGCCUUCUGGCAGAAGAAGUUCCCAAGCUACGAAUAAAAUGGAGGCCGAGAAAGUACCUAGGAGAGGGCCUGAUACCAGCUUAGUGCUUGAUUGUCUCAGAGCUGCAGGGACACACAGAAAGAGCUGAAUUUGAUACAGAACAUUGUUUACACCAGCAAUUUGCACAUACGUACCGUGGAGGUGACAGUACUGCUUCAUAUGUUAUGUGUCACUUUUGAACACUGGAAUAUUAGAAAGAGGAGAGAUGAAAGAGGAUCCAGGAAAGUGAAGAUGGAAGUACUGAGAGACAUGACCGCAGCUGAGGGAAAAUGCAGGCACAUACUGCUAGAGAAGUAGAGGGAUAUCACCAUUUCAUUUCACACAGCUACACAAGAUGGUGGUAAAUUGUAGUCCCUGCUAGUAAGGAUGAACUUCAAUCAGAAUUAGAGACAAAUGCUCCAUUACUUCCUGCCAAAUCUGUGCACAACCUAUACUCUAGAGGUAUUUCCUCAGCCAUUAUGUCGGUAAGGUAAUGAAUGAUCUCUCCCAGGAGGAGUAGUUCAUGCCAGUUCUUGUCAGAAAGAACAGCCCCUAUUCUUAUGCCAGAUAUUUGCAGGUUUUCUGCUCUGUUCUUCCAAAAAUGAUGUCUCAGUCCAGUAUGUUUCAGUAAAAUUAAAAGGUGUGAACCUGUUUUUUUCUCCUUAAGAUGGUUUAUAGAUUUCCCAGCUUGGCCAGCCUAAGGUUUACACUCAUUAGGAAUAGAGUGUAAUUAACUAAAAUCUGGAAGGUCUAAUUAAGUGGAAAAUAGUGUCAUGCAAAGUUUAGAUGUCCAGAGCUCUCUUUCCAUCCUAUAAUCAGUGCAUAGUCAAAGUUACCUGGUUUUCAGGUCAACUUUUUUUCUAAGCUAUAAAGCUUGCAGGCAGACAAGGUGCAUUUAUUUUUCCUCCUUGCAUUAACAGCUUUCUCCCCAUCCUCUAUGGUUUAUUCUCAUUGGUCAUUUGGUAUAUCAGAGUUAAUUAGUUGGAAAGGAAAGCUUGAAAUAAGGAUUAACAGGCACCAGAGAGGGGCAAUACAUACUGAGUAUGCGAAAGAAGUGAAUAGAGAAAAGGAAGGAUUUUGUGGGUCACAGCUGAAGUCCAGGCUGAAAACUGUCAGCAUACAAUGGACUUUGUGAGAGAAAGUCUUUGAAGUAGCAGGCUGGCUGAAUGCAUGCAUAAGUAGUACAGGUUUGGUUGACCCGUAGUUUCUUCACCUUGACGCUGAACUGACAAGUUGUAAAAACUCAGUACAAAACCCAAACCAAAACAGCAAAAAAACCCCAAACAGACAUCAGAACUGACAUGAAGAAUGUUAGAGAGCACUCGUUUAAUGGACAGUACUAGGAUACCUAGAGGCAGAAGGUGUCCGGUUGACUAGACAGAAACAUCAGUAAUUUGUCUAUGCUCUGCUAUUCCUGAAUAGUUCAGAGCAAAGAGCAUAAUGGUGAAUUAAAAAAACCAACAUGGAGACAGAUUCUCAGCUCGUGUGACAUCCAUAGCUCAUUUGGAUUGACUGGAGCAGUGACAGUUUUCAACGACUGAGGAUACAAUUCUGUAUUUUCAUGUAAACAUUAUCCCCUAUGAUGGUAAAGGACAAAACAUGGAAACUCCUCUUCAUGUUCCUCUGUUCUGGCAGCAACAGCUGGAGGCCACAGGCUGCUGUGGAGCAGGUGAACAUCCACAGAGCUGAGCUGCUGCUACCGCACUAGUAGCCAUGUGGGAUGGGCUGUCUGGUGUGAGUUCAGGAGGUUCACCUCUGCCCUUCCAGAUCUGUAGGCAGCAGCAGUAACUGCUGGGUUACCUGGAUCACAGUCUGAGCCCAGGAAAGAUGGCCAGCAGGCUCAUGCUGUUCUGAAUUCUCAGAGAAGUUUCUAAAACCACAGAUAAUGUAAUAAAAAUCUAGGUGGAGGUGGUGGGAUGCAGCUGAUACAGUCUCAAACAUUAUAGGUAUUCACAGUAAAGAUCAAGUUAGCAGCAGCACCACCAACCUUAGGUGUCCUGGCUUCAUAUUAAUUUUUACAGUCCACAUCUGCCUCUCUUUGAGGUGACACGAGUCUUUUUUGUCACCACAUCCAGUCUCUUUACAGGGUGCUUUGACCUCAAAACAUUUCUGUCUGUAAAAGCUGUAGGGUUCAUUCAACCCCCCAGCCCCAGGGCAUGUCCUGCAUUGUCUGUGGGACAUGUGUGGGUGACAAGUGCAAGCUGGAGCAGAAAAGACGGCUGGACAGGGUUAGGAAGUGCAGGAGCUCUCUGGCCUCCAGGAUGGUCUGGGGCUUAAAGGAUCAGUGAGGUGGUGACUACUGUUAUCUUCAAGCAAGAGCAGUUACAACUGUUGCUACUCUCUUUCUCAGUAGAGUUUUGGAAUGCGAGUAAUCUGGAUGAGUUGUCUACCAAGCAAAAUGGAAAAUCAAAAAGAACGGUGGUGGGCCUGCAGGUUCAGGUAGCUCCUAGCAUGAGGAAGGAAAACAUACACAAAGCUCCCCUGAGCAGGGAGAGUAAAGCACAGCAAAGCCUUGUGCAAGGGCAAUAGGGAGACUGACAAAAGCAAAGGGGAGGUGGGAUGUGGACUCUCAUGGUUUCCAGCAGCAACAGCUUGGGCCUCAGAGACAAGUACUGACAAGCAUCUGGGUGGGACACUUCUGUUGAGAAGGCUAUGAGGUACUGCUGAAGGGUAGAGGAAAAUGGGGUCAAGAUUAAAAUUUUGGCUCUCAAAACAUAUUAAUUUUUUGCAAUUACUUUUGAGCCUCCUUUGAAUUCUUCCUUGGUCUUUUGCAUUGUCUAUGGCUGGCCCUGAAUUUGGGAGCCCUAGUGUGUGCAGUGAAGACAGCCUACACAUGCCAAACAAAAUACAGUCCCCUUUGUGUGUGAUCAUCUCCCCAGCAUCUGGGGACUGAGUCAUCCUCGAGUCAGAGCAACCAUAUUUGGUUAAAAUUGAAUUUUGCUGCUGUUGUAAUCCAUGGGAUGCUCUUUGGUACUGCUAACUUGUUUGUCAUCUGCCCAACAAAUUACUGCCUGGAAGCUUCUCUUUCAAUAAAAAUAUUCCUUGCCAGCCACUUUGGGUUUUAUUUGUGGAGUUGGGGUUGGGUUUUUUUGGUAACAAUUUAGGUCCUUUAGUGCUGCCAGAUAGUUUUUCCUUUGCCCAUGUUGUGCAUCGUGUGGGGAGAGCAAGCUGUUCCUGCAGUAGCCAGCUGCAGAUUACUAGGUGCUCUGAGACACAGGGGUGCUCAGCUGUACAAAGGUCAAACAUAAUGAUAAAAUAGAGGCAGAUUUCAAUUAAUGAUAUUUCAAAGCUACUGACACCAAAAGGCAAAAAGAGAAAAAUGCAUUUAAUGUCUAUAGAGGAUUUGCAUGCUGUCAAUCUUUAAUUAAGAUACCUGACAGAAAGUUCACCGUUGCAAGACAAGACAGCAGAAUGGGCACCUUGUGAAUCAAGAGCUGAGAGCAAAGGGCACCUGGGCUUGCAAAAGUACAAUUCAGCACUGGAGGUUUCACUUCAAACACAGGAGAGCUGGAAGAGAGCAAUGCUUUGGGCUGCUGCUGCUCCUGCUCCUGGGCUUUUACUUGUGUUAUUAUUACUUACUGGAUUAAGCUGUGAACCAAACCACCAUGAAAAAAAGAGACAGAAAAGAACCAUUUAUGACAAGCAGCCUCGUUUGUCCUCAGAGCAGGGUAAUUUAGUGUUCUAUGCUGGCUCCAGCAAAAAUAUUGAAUUUAGAACUGGACUACUGGGGAAAAUAAAAAUCAAUGAAGAAGACCUCGCAGAACUUUUUAGUCAGGUGAGAGAAAAUAAUGCGGAGAUUCGAGAACUUAAAAGAGCUAAUGGUGCCUCUCAGAACGUGUCCCAGCAGGUUGCUCUGCUGACCUCCCAGAUCGUGAGUCUUGAUAACAGACUUCAAAGAUUAGAGCAGGCUCUCCAGGGGAAAGCCUGCAGUAGUAACCCCUGUGAAAACUCAGGGACCUGUGUAAACUCACUGGAUGGUUUCUUUUGCCUCUGCCCCAGCAACUGGCAGGGCCUCCUGUGUUCAGUGGAUGUUAAUGAAUGCCAGAUUUAUGCUGGAACAGCGUUAGGCUGCCAGAAUGGAGCCACUUGUGUGAACACACCAGGCAGCUACAGCUGCUCCUGUACUCCAGAAACCUAUGGGUCUCACUGUGCCUUGAAGUUUGAUGACUGCCAGGGAGGAUCUCAGAUGCUCUGUGGGCAUGGCAUCUGCAUAGAUGCAGACAGGGAUCAGCCCAACAAGCCCAAGUACCGCUGUAUCUGUGACACUGGCUGGAUGUCCCCUCCUGGCAGCUCUGCCUGCAGUGCUGAUAUAGACGAAUGCAGCCUCCCUAAUCGUCCAUGUUCACAGAACCCGCUUGUGCAAUGCUACAACACACCAGGCUCCUACUCAUGUGGUCCCUGCCCCACAGGCUGGCAAGGAAAUGGCUACAGUUGCCAAGACAUUGAUGAAUGUGAAAGUAAUAAUGGAGGCUGCUCAACAGCACCAAUGGUUCAAUGUAUUAACACAAUGGGAUCCUUCCACUGUGGGCUCUGUCCACCAGGUUAUGAGGGAGAUGGACAAACGUGUACCCAGGUUGAUAUCUGCUCAAUAAAUAAUGGAGGGUGCCAUCCUUUGGCUACUUGUACCUCAGCUUCAGGGUCAAUACCGUUUUGUUCCUGCACAUCUGGGUACACUGGAAGUGGAUAUGGGCCGCACGGGUGUUCUGCUCUCAGUCAUGCCUGUCAGCUGCAAAACCCUUGUGCCAAUGGGCAGUGCCUGGCAACGAUCUCUGGAUAUUUUUGCCUGUGUAAUGUGGGCUGGACAGGCCCUAAUUGUACGGAGAACAUUGAUGAAUGCAUUAGCAACCCAUGCCAGAAUGGGGGCAGCUGCACAGAUGGGGUCAAUGGCUACUCCUGUGAGUGCACCAGCGCCUGGACAGGACCACAGUGCCAGACUGCCCAGCAAGCGUGUGGAGGAUAUCUCUCAGGCUCCAAGGGGACUUUCAGUUACCCUAACAACCCAAACAGCCAACAGUACAACAGUGGGGUCAGCUGUGCUUGGGUUAUUCAAGCUAAUCCCAGCAAGAUUCUGCAUAUUAUUUUCCCAUUCUUCCAACUGGAGGCAAGUAAUGAGUGUAACUCUAACUUCCUUCAAAUCCACGAUGGGCCUUCAGCAUCAAUGCACAUGCUGGGAAAAUAUUGUGGCUCCUCACCUCCUGCAGAGCUUUUCAGUUCCCACAGUUCCCUGUACUUUUGGUUCUACUCGAACCACACUGUUACGGCUGGAGGUUUUACUGUUCAGUGGGAAUCUCAGGAUCCUGAAUGUGGUGGUGAGCUGACGGGUACUUAUGGCUCGAUAAGCUCUCCAGGAUACCCUGGUAACUAUCCUGUAAACAGAGACUGUUUCUGGACCAUCUCAACCAGUCCUGGCCUCCUCAUCACAUUUGCUUUUGGCACACUAAGCCUAGAACAUCAUGAAAACUGCAGUUAUGACCAUUUAGAGAUUCGAGAUGGUCUUCUUCCACAAGACCCUGUCCUUGGAAGAUACUGUAGCACCCGAUCUCCACCCCCACUCCAAACUACUGGUCCGUAUGCAUGGAUUCACUUUCACUCUGAUGACUUAGUUACUGAUAAAGGCUUCCACAUUGUUUAUACAACGUCUCCUGCAGAUCUAAGUUGUGGAGGAAAUUACAUGGAUAGUGAAGGGGUUAUCACAUCCCCUUUCUGGCCUAACCCUUAUAUCAGCAACCGACAAUGUAUCUACAUUAUCCGACAGCCAGAAGAUGAAAGAAUAUACCUCAACUUCACCCAUAUGGAGCUGGAGAGUCACACUGGUUGUUCAUCAAAUUAUAUUGAGGUUCGAGAUGGUGACAGUGAGAUGUCUUCUCUUAUUAGAAAAUUCUGUCAUAGUACACUUGUGCCUCCAAUCACUUCUACCAGCAACAGUCUAUGGAUCAAGUUCAAGUCUGAUGCUUCAGUGCAGAGGGCUAGCUUCAGGGCCAUUUAUCAAGUUGCCUGUGGAGGCUUCUUGUCUGGAACAGGCACUAUCCGUUCACCUUACUACCCCAGGACAUCCCCUCACCCAAAGACCUGUGAGUGGAUCAUCUCCCAGCCAGCUAGCAAAGUGGUGAUUCUUAACUUUACCGAAUUCGGCAUUCGAAAUGCAACCACUUGUGACUCAGACUACAUUGAGGUCAGAGACGGCAACAACACAGACUCUCCUCUUUUGGAGAAAUACUGUGGUACAGCUGUACCAUCUACCGUGCAAUCUACAUGGAACAAUCUCUAUAUCAAAUUCAGAGCUUCCUCUCUUACCAACCUUGGCUUCAGAGCUGAGUACCGGCCAUCAGAUACAGUAUGUGGAAAGACUCUCACUGGACUGGAAGGAAACAUUACAAGUCCUGGUCGUCUGCAUGUCUACCCACAUGGUAUUAACUGUACCUGGAUUAUCAACAUUCAGCCCGGCUACCUUAUCCGCCUGAUGUUCACUUCAUUUAACUUGGCAUUUGAUUAUAAUUGCAGAAGAGAUUAUCUUGAAAUAUAUGACAACAGCACUGUGCAAAAAUUGGGAAGGUACUGUGGAAGAUCAGUUCCACCGUCUCUCACUAGUGGUGGCCAUGUGAUGAUGGUGUACUUUGUGACCAGUCAGAGCACGGCAUCAGAGGGCUUCUCAGCUAAAUAUAUUUCCCUGGAUGCAUCAAAAGUGUGCUCAUACAACUACAGUACUGAAACUGGUGUGCUAACAUCUCCGAACUAUCCUAAUAACUACCCUGUCCAAAUAGAGUGCAUAUACACCAUCACAGUGGGAAUAAACAGACAAAUUGUGCUGCGCUUCACCAACUUCAGCUUGGAACGGAGUACCAUCUGUAGAAACGAUCAUGUAGAAAUCAGAGAUGGAGGCUAUGAAACUUCUCCUCCUCUUGGAAAAUACUGUGGUACAGACCUGCCUCCUGUUAUAAUCUCUCAUGGUAACAAGCUGUGGAUAAAGUUUGUAAGUGACGUAUUUUUCACAGGAAGGGGAUUUUCAGCAGACUGGGAUGGUACAUCAGCAGGUUGUGGUGGGACUUUGGUGACAGCUUCUGGUAUUUUCAUGUCUCCUAACUACCCUAUGCCGUAUUACCACAAUUCAGAGUGCUAUUGGUUGCUCAGAGGAAGCCGAGGAACCCCAUUUGAAAUCCAGUUUGAACAGUUCCAUCUAGAGUAUCACUCAGAGUGCAACUUUGAUUACCUUGCAGUAUAUGAUGGCAACAGCAGUAACGCUAAACAGCUAGGUAAAUUUUGUGGGAAUCAGAUACCACAACUCAUCCGUUCCAGUGGAGACAGCAUGUAUGUGAAACUAAGGACAGAUAGAAAUCAGCAAGGUGGAGGUUUUUUAGCCAAAUACAAACAGGUUUGCCAGGAAGUACUGACUGUUAAUCGCAGCCACGGCAUAUUGGAAAGCUUAAAUUAUCCAAAUAAUUACCCAUUAAAUGAGCACUGCAAAUGGACUAUCCAAACUACAAAAGGAAACACACUCAACUAUAGCUUCACAGCCUUCCAUUUAGAAGAUGGAUCUGAUUGUGACCGGGACUUCUUGAAGCUCUAUGAUGGGCCUGAUGUGCAAUCCAACCUGAUAGGCAUUUUCUGCGGACAGUCUCUUCCACUGGCAGGGAGUACUACAGGGACCAGCCUGCAUGUGGAGUUUUAUUCUGAUGGAUUGAACACUAGAAGCGGGUUCCAGAUGCUGUGGCAUGUUAAUGGUUGUGGAGGAGAACUCUCUGGCCCUUCUGGUUCAUUUCACAGCCCUGGCUACCCCAGCAGAUACCCAAGCAAUAAGGAAUGCAUCUGGUACAUUCACACAGCACCUGGUAGCAGCAUUCAACUCACCAUUCAGGAACUUGACAUUGAAUAUCACUCAAACUGCAACAACGAUGUUUUGGAGGUCUAUGGUGGCCCUGACUUCCUCUCUCCUAGACUAGUCCAGCUGUGUGUUUCAAGAUCAGCACAGAACCCACUGCGAGUCUCUACUACUGGCAAUUCAGCCAUCGUUCGUUUCAAGACAGAUAGAGCAGUGACAGGGAAAGGGUUUAAUGCCUCCUGGCAAGAAAAUCCAGGUGGCUGUGGUGGUGUCUUCCAAGUUGCCAGUGGGGAAAUCCAUUCUCCAAACUAUCCUCAACCUUAUAGUAACAACGUAGAUUGUUCUUGGGUUAUCCAAGUUGACUACAACCACAGAGUCCUAUUGAAUUUCACGGAUUUGGACAUUGAAAAUCACUAUUCAUGUGACUAUGGCAAUGUUGCGGUAUUUGAUGGUCCCAGCAAUGAAGCACACCUUCUUAGAAAACUCUGUGGAACACAGCAUCCUCCUCCUAUCACAUCCUCCAGGAAUCUGAUGUACAUUCGACUGCAAUCUAAUGCAACCAACCAGCACAGGGGCUUCAGUGCUCGCUUUACUGAAGCAUGCGGAAGUUUCAUAGAGUCAGAUUCGGUUGGGGCAGCAAUUUCCUCCCCUCUGUAUCCUGCCAAAUACCCAGACAAUCAGAACUGCAGCUGGAUUAUUCAGGCUCAGGAACCAUUCAACCACGUCAUACUUUCAUUUACUGACUUUGAUAUUGAAAACAGCAGUCAAAACUGUACAACGAAUUUUGUGGAGAUUUUGGAUGGAAAUAACUACGAAGCUCCUCUUCAAGGCCGGUACUGUGGCACUACUAUACCACAUCCUAUCACUUCUUUUAGUAAUGCCUUGGUGGUGAACUUCAUCUCAAACAACAACUUUGCUUCUAGGGGCUUCCAUGCCACCUAUACUGCAUCAUCAUCAUCCUGCGGUGGUACUUUCCACAUGGACAGAGGAGCUUUCAACAGCCCUGGCUAUCCUGAGCCAUAUCUGCUCAACACCGAGUGUGUCUGGACAAUUCUCAGCUCCCCUGGCAACCGGCUCCAGCUGUCCUUUAUAGCGUUUCAGGUCGAAGAUAGUAGCGGCUGCACCAAAGAUUUCCUGGAGAUUCGUGAAGGGAGUGCUACAGGCACGCUGGCAGGACGAUUCUGUGGGAACUCUUUGCCUUCAAAUUAUACAUCUACUGUCGGACAUGUCCUGCGGGUCAGAUUUGUCUCAGACAGCUCAGGCACUGGUGCUGGCUUCAGGGCCACAUUCUCUCACUUGUAUGGAAAUGACAUUGUGGGAAACAGAGGACGAAUAGCUUCACCGCAGUGGCCUAGAAGUUACCCUCACGAUUCCAAUUACCAGUGGCGAAUAAACGUUAAUGCUUCACAAGUUAUCCAUGGCCGUAUCCUGGAGAUGGACAUUGAAGAUCAUCACAGAUGCCGUUAUGACAAGCUAAAGGUUUAUGAUGGGCCCACCAUUCAUUCUCGUACUGUUGCAACAUACUGUGGCACAGACCCUGCUUCUUUUGAAUCCUCUGGCAGUUCAAUGACAAUCCAGUUCCAGUCAGAUCCAUCUGUGACUGGAAAAGGCUUUCUUUUGGAGUGGUAUGCAGUGGAUGCUUCUGCUGUUACACGCACCAUUGCUAGAGGUGCAUGUGGAGGGACUGUAACAACUGAAGAAACACCUUCAUUCCUCUUCUCACCGGGCUGGCCCAUGAAUUACAGAAAUUCUGCUGACUGUUCAUGGCUUAUCAGAGCUCCUGGAUCUACUGUGGAGUUCAAUAUCCUGGCCCUAGACAUAGAAUCUCACAGCUCAUGCAACUAUGACAAACUUAUUAUCCAAGAUGGAGACACUAGUCUUUCCCCAGUGCUGGCUACUCUGUGUGGACGAGAACCUCCUGGGCCAAUAAGAUCAACUGGAGAGGCAAUGUUCAUCCACUUCAUGUCAGAUGCAAGUGUCACUGGAGCUGGGUUUAAUGCCUCUUAUCACAAAAGCUGUGGAGGCUAUUUUUACACAGGCAGGGGUGUGAUAGCAUCCCCCAACUACCCUCAAGACUAUGCUCCUAAUCUGAAUUGUUCCUGGCGUGUAGUAGUAACCUCUGGAUUUAUCAUUGCUGUCCAUUUUGAACAGCCUUUCCAAGUUAAUAGUGAGGAUACCUCCUGCAGCCUUGGAGAUUAUGUAGAGCUGAAGAAUGGAUUAGAUAAUGCUGCCCCACCUUUGGAGUCCCAGAGAGGGAAUGGACGGUUUUGUGGAAGCAGCCCGAUCUCUACCCUGUACACCACAGAUAAUCAGCUGUUUGUCCACUUCAUUUCUGACAGCAGGAAUGAGGGUCAAGGAUUCAAACUGAAAUAUGAAGCUAAGAGUCUAGCUUGUGGAGGGAAUAUUUAUAUCAAUGAUUUCAACCCCAGUGGAUAUAUAUCUUCCCCUAACUAUCCAAGCAAUUAUCCGCCACAUGCUGACUGUGUCUGGACCAUAACUGCACCUAAUGGACAUGCAGUAGAACUGCAAUUUGAAGACCAGUUUUACAUUGAACCUUCACCGAACUGUACUUCCAGUUACCUAGAGCUACGCAACGGCGCUGACUCCACUGCCCCCAUCAUUGCCAAGCUGUGUGGAGGCUUCAUGCCAGGCUCACAGAGAUCCUCAGGAGCUGUCAUGUACCUGAGGUUCAGGUCUGACAGCAGUGCCACACAUGUGGGAUUCAAUGCUAAAUACACCAUUGCUCCCUGUGGCGGGACAGUGGUAGGACUAACUGGUGUCAUUGAAAGCAUGGGGUAUCCUGAGCUUCAUUAUCGAGACAACCUGCUAUGUGAAUGGUUUCUGCAGGGCCCCAGGGGCCACUAUCUUACCAUCAGACUAGAAGGCCUGGAUAUUCAAAACUCCUCCAUGUGCACAAAUGACUUUGUGGAGAUCCGAGAAUACAACGCUUCUGGAAAUUUGUUGGGCAGGUACUGUGGUAAUACUCUCCCUGAUGCUGUGGACACCUCUGACAGUUUUGCUUAUGUCAAGUUUGUCACUGAUGGAUCAGUCAAUGCCCAAGGAUUCAGACUGCGCUUUGAUUCCAGUACCGAAGAAUGUGGUGGGGAUUUUACUGCCCCUGUUGGAACAUUUACUUCACCCAACUAUCCCAACCUAUACCCACAUAACCGAGUGUGUGAAUGGAGGAUCACAGUGGAAGAAGGUCGGCGUGUGACUCUCACCUUUAAUGAUAUGAAAACGGAAGAACACUGGAGGUGCUCAUUAGAUUAUGUGGCUGUUUACAAUGGCCUCAGACAAAACUCUCCCCAGCUGGCCAAACUGUGUGGAGAGGUAAAUCCAGGCACUGAGGUAAAAUCCUCUGGAAACACAAUGAAAGUCAUCUUGGUGACAGAUAUGUCCCAUGCAACCAGAGGCUUCAGUGUCUCAUAUUCAUCUAGUGAAGAUGCAGUUUGUGGGGGAACCCUGAUGGGAUAUACAGGUGGGAAUUUCUCUUCUCCUGGUUAUGAUGGCAUCAAAAAUUACACGAGUAACCUGAAUUGUGAAUGGACCAUUGAAAGCCCCUCCCACUAUAAUUCAUCCAUAUAUGUGUCUUUCGAAGAUUUCCACAUGGAACAUCACCAGGACUGCCAGUACGACUACCUAGAGCUACGAAUAGGGGAUGCUGAUGGCGAGCUAAUAGCCAGACUUUGCGGUCAGGCAGCACCAUCUGUGCCACUAGUCAUAGCUGCCCCCCAGAUCUGGGUACACUUUGUAAGUGAUGAAAACACAGAAGAUAAAGGAUUCUUGGCCCAUUACACGUUUGAAGCCUGUGGGGGUGUACAGUCAGGUGGAAGGGGAGUUAUCUCAAGUCCUAACUACCCAGAGCCUUACAGCGCUCUGAGUCGCUGCUCCUGGUUGCUGGAAGCCCCUGAAGGCGAAACCAUCACUCUUGCUUUUACAGCCUUCCACGUCGAAAAUCAUUCGCUUUGUAAGUGGGACUCUGUUACAGUCCUGAAUGGUGGCUCUCCUGGGUCUCCUGUCAUAGGAAAGUAUUGUGGAAACACAUCCCCUGGGACUAUUCAGUCUGGUUCCAACAAGCUAGUUGUCAUCUUCAACUCUGAUCACUCAAUUCAAGGAGGUGGCUUUUAUGCAACAUGGACAGCAGAAUCUCUAGGGUGUGGUGGAAUCAUUCAUUCAGAUAAUGGUAUGAUCAAGUCUCCUCAUUGGCCUCAAAACUUUCCCGUGAACACCAGAUGCACAUGGACCAUCAUUACACAUGAAAGCAAACACUUGGAGAUGAACUUCCACAGUAACUUCCAGAUUCCAGAUACCAAUGGAAGUUGCCAGAGCAGUUAUGUGAAGGUGUGGAGAGGAAAUGAAGAAGCAGCAACAGCUUUGUUAACCAUGGGAUGUGGAAGUUCAGCUCCUGGUCCUGUUGUUGCUCCAAACAAUGUGGUAACUACAGUAUUUCAAUCUCAGGAUGCUCCCGGGCAAGGUUUCUCUGCAUCUUUCAUAAGCAGAUGUGGAGUAAAUUUCACCAGCCCAGCAGGUCGUAUCGUCUCUCCUAACUACCCUAGUCAGUAUGAUAACAACCUGAACUGCAGUUAUAUCAUAGACCAGGGACCACAGUCACUGGUGAUCCUCGAGUUUGAGACUUUCCACUUGGAAGCCCCAGCACUCUUGAGCAGAAUUUGUCUUUAUGAUGGAUUAAGCAUCUUCCGUGGGACGAGGGUUACCCCACAUCCUCUCAUCACGCUCUGUGGUAAUCAGCUCCCUGCCCCGGUCAGUGUCUUUGGACCUACGCUGCUCAACUUCUACACUGACUCCCACGUUGCAGGCUUUGGAUUCCAGGCGAGAUACACAACAGUUGCUUGUGGUGGCAUUUUCAAUGGCUCUGUUGGUGUUAUCAGCAGUCCGGCCCAUUCAGUUCUUGAUUACCACAACAACAUGAACUGUUCGUACUACAUCACAGUUGGAAAUGGCAAAGUAGUGGCCCUCAAAUUCAACAGCUUCCAGCUCGAAAUAUCUCCCUCCUGCUACAAAGAUUAUGUGGCUGUAUAUGACGGCUCAGACACCCAUGCUCCUCUCCUUGGGAAAUUUUGUGGCUCAGAACUGCCUCCGAAUAUUAAGAGCUCCAGUAAUAACUUGUUCCUGGUGUUUAACACUGACUUCUUUGGAGCAGACAGGGGAUGGAAAGCAUCUUUCAGAGAGACCUUAGGACCUCGGAAUGGCUGUGGUGGUUACUUGACAAAUUCAGAUUAUCGCUUUGGCUCUCCAGUCUCCAAUGUGACCAGAAGAUAUGAGAAAAAUCUGGACUGUGUAUGGACCAUAACUGCACCUGUAAACAAACUGAUCAACCUCACCUUCACUUCAUUUGUGCUUGAAGCACAGUCUGCUAAGACUUGCCGAUAUGAUUAUGUCAAACUUUAUGAUGGAGAUAAUGAAAAUGCCAAUUUAGCUGGCACAUUCUGUGGAUCUACAGUGCCAGCUCCUUUUAUUUCUACCCGUAAUUCCUUGACUGUGAAAUUUGUCACGGACAAUUCUGUGGAAAGGGAGGGUUUCAAUGCCACCUACACCACAGUGGAUCGACCAUGUGGAGGAAUAUAUAAUGCAACUUCUACAUCCCUGACCGCAACGUCUCCUAACUUCCCGAAUGAAUACCCACCAUUUACUCUCUGUACUUGGGUCAUCGAUGCCCCUCCGCAACAGCAAGUCAGGGUAGUGGUAGAGGCCUUCCACCUCCAUUCUGGCCAGGACUGUACUCAGAACUACCUGGAGCUCCAGGAUUCACCAACACACAGCCAAGGAUCAGUCCAUAGAUUCUGUGGCACUGAAACUUUUCCAGUCCCUGAAUUUUAUUCUUAUGAUCGCACUGCCAUCGUGACUUUCAAAUCAGAUGAAUACAUGAUUAAUAAUGGAGUCAGAUUUACCUAUCAAGCUACAGGAUGCAGCAGAGUGUAUAACCAGCCGUUUGGUUACCUGAAGAGCCCUGGUUGGCCUGGUCGUCACCCCAGUAAUAUGGACUGUUCUAUCAUUCUACAAGCUCCCCUGAAUCACACGAUUUCUCUCUUUUUCCAUGCUUUCAGCUUGGAAGACAGCGUACAGUGUUCACAUGAUUUCCUAGAGGUCAGAAAUGGGAGUGAUGUGCAAUCACCACUACUUGGCAGGUUCUGUGGAAACAGUGUGCCCAGUCCCAUCUUCCCCCAAAAUCACGUUGUCUACCUUCGUUUCAAGAGUGAUAUUUCAGGGGCUCGUGAUGGAUAUGAAAUUACUUGGACUUCAUCAUCAAAUGGAUGCGGCGGAACAUUAUACGGCAGCACUGGCUCAUUUGCUAGUCCCAACUACCCAGCAACGUACCAGAACAACACUGAUUGUGAGUGGGCCAUUACUGUGCCCAAGGGACAAAUUGUCACAGUGAACUUUGAUUUCAUCAGCAUCGAUGACCUAGGGGAUUGUGGUAGCAACUACCUGAUCCUUUACGAUGGGCCAGAUGCCAGCUGUCCUCCAGUCGGGCCGUACUGUGGAAUGGAUACGAACAUCGCUCCAUUUACUGCUACAUCUCAUCAAGUGUAUAUAAAAUUUCAUGCUGAAUAUGUGACUUUGCCAUCAGGAUUCCAUUUAAGCUGGAUGAGCUAAAACACUCUUUAUGAGAAAUAUAUUACCAUUCCUUGCUAUAUGGAAGAGACUUUAGAUCAUAAAAUAAGUUUGAAAUCUGGUUAUGACAAUUGCAGCUGAAGUAAGACCUUUUAAAAAUUACUGUAUGUGUAGUUGUUAUGAAUUUAACAAUGUCAAAAAAAUAUGUACUCCCGUUGUACUUAAAAUAAACUGUUAUCUACCCAACUGGGAAAAUGA